CACUCAACAUAGUAACACACACAGCUGAUUUGAUUCAAUAUUUUUAUGAAUAAUCGACAGCCUUUUAAUGUCAAAAUUAUCUUCUAUAGGUUCACGGAGAGAUUUAGUCUUCCUAGACAAGUUAUUGACAAACAAUUGAAUCACUCUUUUGUAUAUCGUGUGUAAUGUUUGUGUACUGUUACAUGCGAAGCCUUAACACAAUUAUCGUCUCGACAAUGUUUCGGAAGUUUGGUUGCUUGUCUGUGUUUUCUAGACGUUUGAAGCGACUAUUAUUUGGCCUACUAUAUGUUUCUAUUGUUAUUUCUUUUGUAUGCUUGACAUCGCUUGUUCCUCCGAAAAUUGCUGUGCCUAAAUUCAGCCAAUCAUUGUUGAGUGAAAACUACAACAGCCAUAAUCGUAGGACUCAAGCCACGGACUACAAUAUUCACAUUUUAACUCAACUUCUGCAGGAAAGAUUAAAAGAGGUUUCGUCGGCUGAGAAAACUGGUCACAGCCCGGUUUGUGAGACGAACGCCUCUAUUGGAGACAGUUGCUUGACUACCGGUUGUUACCGACUCAAAAUGCCGACUGCACUUCGAGACAGGAUAGAACAAAUCGUCAGUCCUGAAUAUAUGAGACUGUCUUUGCCUUCCAAGAAACUCUUAGAAAUGAUGGCUGCGAACGUAUCCGGUUCCUUCAAUGUCACAAUCAUCUCAGCACUUUCCAGCAAUCAUUUCAUGGAGGCUCAAGGCUUGAUUUAUAAAGUACAUCAACAUCUGUUGCCCUAUCUUAUUAAUUUCACUUUCAUUAUCUACAAUUUAGGGUUGAGCUCCGAAGAAAGAAGCUUUAUUGCCCAAAUUUGUAAAUGCCAUCUGAUUGAUUUUCCUUUCCAGAUCUUUUCAAGAUUCGUCUCUCUGUUGCAUUGCUACACGUGGAAAGCGCUCAUUGUUAACGCGCACAUAACAAAAACGAAUGUCCUGAUAUGGGCAGAUACCUCUGUACGUUUUCUUCAAGAUCCUCAGUCCAUUAGAAACAUCUUUAGCCAAGUCAAGACUCGCGGUAUUCAACUUGGUAAAGGGAAAAAGAUUGUUGCUCAUAAUACAUUAGCCAGCAUGUUUCACUAUUUCCAAGACGAGCCUUGCAUGUACCUCAAAUAUAACGAGGCAAUGUCCGGAAUGAUUGUCGUAAACAACGAUCUUUUGGUUAGGCAAGCUAUUUUAGAGCCGUGGGCAGCUUGCGCCCUCAACGGUAGCUGUAUGUGCCCAACAGAGAGGAGUGAUUUACAUCACAUUGUCAAGGCUUCAACAUGCCGUACCAGGAAAAGUCUGUAUCAGUAUGGAGUAUGCCAUCGGUUUGACCAAUCGGCCAUCUCCAUACUGAUUGCCAAACUUUAUCAAGAACACUAUAACCACGUGGUUCGAAAUUAUUCCGAGUUCUGGGCGAUAGAUAGAAACGAUAGGACGCCUUAUCCUGGAUUAACUUUCAGGGCAGAUCGUAAAAACUAGACAGAAGCUAAUCUUUGAAAAAAUUAAUAUUUGUGUUGUGAUUUCAUUAUUUUUUUUUACGAUAGCCUUGUGACGUGACUGUGGGCCUGAUAUUGAUCGACUAUUCUCUGUGCUAUUCUUAAAAUUAAUUGAGAUCUUUAAAAAAUCUACUGUAGCCCGCUAUCAAAAUUACACUAUAAAAAUAAAAGACAUUGUACAUUAAAUUAUUUUUUUGACAAUUAUAUUAAAUAUUUACCCUUCUAUACCUCCAAAAAAUUGCAUUUAUUUCUUAUGGCAAACGUUUUUACACAUGGCGCUGGCAGUAGUAAUAACACGUUGGUAGGAUAUUGUCUUGAACACUUUAUGCGAUAGUUAAAAAUAUUUGUAAAACUUUAUCGUGUUGAAAAAAGAAAUGUACCGAGAGAUUUAAGCUUAUUGCAGUCUAUGCGCGCAUGUCGUGCAAAAAAUAGUCAAUAUCUAUGAUGACUGUUAACGACGGUGUCAUGUGGCCGGUACAGUGACUAACCUUACUUCACUUAUGCCAGAUACCCAUUAAAGUUGGGUACACUCAGAGGUAGCGUAAAAAUCCAUAAAUUCAGGAAACUUAGGAGAAAUUGUUUUUAAAAAAGACAGAUAAUAUUAACAAUGUCAGGGACGCGUUAUCGACAGAUCACUGAAAUAAUUAACAUUAAUAUCUCCUGCAAGAGCAAAGCUUAGAAAAGUGAUUCUACAGAGAUAAAAAGUUCAUAGAAAUUAUUAUUUUGGUUAAAAUACUUCGAUUAUCUAUAACUUUGCACUCUGUACGCCGGAUACAUCAUGCUAUUAUAAAUUUGCCUUCAAGUAAAUCUCUAUAAUACUUUGGAAUAUUACCAUGUCAAAUGAGACAGGUACUAAAAAUAACAACAUCCGGAAUCUCUUAGUUACCACUCAGUCACCACGUCUGCUGACUUUGUGUGUGUGUAGUUAGAUUAAUACGGUAAUUUAGAAUGUUGAGCAGCGAAUGAAAGGAUCAGUAGCUCAAAGUAUACAUUUGAAAGUUGAAGGUUUUUGUAAUAUAUUAAACAAAUGAAAGAGGGUCUAUACAAAAAUACUUGUUAAAAACGUCGAUUAUAUUGAGUGAAAUUGCAUCAAAUGUUUUACAACAUAUUAAAGUGUGUUAAAACUUGAAGAAGGCAGAUUAUGUUUAAAUUACAAAUACAUUUUCUAUUAUAAGCACACAAUUGCGUAGUUACUCUCUUGGUCUUGCGAAUUUUACUCGUCCUCUAUCUUGCAUGUUGACAAGAGUCUCAUUCGCUCUUUGAGGGGAAAGCACAUAUCAAGGCUUUUUUUUUCACGUUAGCUUAGUACAUUUAUAUAUAAAACUAAAUUAAUUUAUUGCGAUUAAUUGAUUAACUAAUUGGUUAAUAUUUUUUAUUGAUUCACGUGUUAUCAUCCACAAUGAAUAGCCUAAAUGUGCGAAGUUUUAACUUGAUCCGAGAAUGGGAAAUAGAAGAAAUAACUGGUAUAAGCUUAGUAAUGAUAAAAAAGGGGCAGUCGGCUAAGGACUUUCACUCCAUGGUUUUUCUUUAUUUUGUCUUGUGUAUCAAAGUUCAUUGCCAACUUUUAAUGUUGAAAUCUUAUGCGUGUCAAUUUAGAACAUAUUAGAGUUAGUAGAAACAAGAAGGCAGAUUGUCUUUUUUAUCACAAAUACAUUUUCUUCUUUUACAAAUGGAAUUCUUGCUAUUCAAAUUAUCAUUGUCUUAUUUUAGAGAUGGGGCCGACUUCUGUUGCAAUUGGGAUCGGCCUCUGCUACAUUUGGGAUCGGCUUCUAUUAGAGAUGGAGUUAACUUGUAUGUCAACAGCUCUAAGGUUCAAGGUGACUUAUUCACUGUUCAAUGCUCGAUUAAGUAUUGGGACUAAUGUUCUCAGAUCUACCGUAGAUAGUCUCUGAACCUUCGUCCAAUCAUCUAGGUAAUGGGCUACACGUUAACAUGUGUGCGAAUGUGGUACAGAUAUCCCUUACAGGACACUGACCCACAUUUUAACCACUCCGAUGUUGUCAUAUUAAAGUGCAACCAACGGACUCCUAAGUCAUCGAAUGUAGGUCUUCGGGCGCUAGGAUCAAAAGUCAGACUAACUUUCCACAGUUACGUGCAAUAGUGUUGACUUUGAUGUUCCACCGGGACUAACAGUAAUAUUCAAAACAGUCCAACUAUAACGAAGAUACACAGUGGCUGUUUAUAGGAAGAUUAAUAAUCAAUUAACAAAAGUAUAGGAGUGGAAAAAUAUUUAUCUUGAUCAGACUAAACGUCUUCGGGUAUUUCCGCAUGUAGUCCCCUACUCAUUAAAAAGUUUAACAUUGUGCGCACCGUCCUUUGCGUCUAAAUCCAAAGACUUAUCAUGUGAAAUAGUCGAAGACGUUUAGUUUGUUCAAGAUAAAUAUUUUCUAGUCCUCUAGCCAAAUCAUUUUUAUAUAACGGUCAAACUAGAGUAUUCUCAGUGUUGGCAACGAGCUAGUCAUUCUUUUCUCAGUGUGGGCAACGAGCUAGUCAUUCUUUUAUCAGUGAGGGCAACGAGCUAGUCAUUCUUUUCUCAGUGUGGGCAACGAGCUAGUCAUUCUUUUCUCAGUGAGGGCAACGAGCUAGUCAUUCUUUUCUCAGUGUGGGCAACGAGCUAGUCAUUCUUUUCUCAGUGUGGGCAACGAUCUAGUCAUUCUUUUCUCAGUGAGGGCAACGAGCUAGUCAUUCUUUUCUCAGUGUGGGCAACGAUCUAGUCAUUCUUUUCUCAGUGAGGGCAACGAGCUAGUCAUUCUUUUCUCAGUGUGGGCAACGAGCUAGUCAUUCUUUUCUCAGUGAGGGCAACGAGCUAGUCAUUCUUUUCUCAGUGUGGGCAUCGAGCUAGUCAUUCUUUUCUCAACAAUAUACAUUAACUGUCAAAUUUCUAGGAAAAUCGUAAUAGCCGUUUUCUAGAAUCGUGUGAACCCUGGUUUUGUGUGUGUGUGUGCCCACUCACUCGUAAUAUGCGACUUGAAGAGAGGUAGGCCUAGUGUAAAUGUCAAGGACACGAAUUGAAGGAUCAACUGUUGACAACUUAAUGAAAGUUACUUCGUAGUAAAGGCGAAUUAGCGUAGACAUAGGAUUCUACGAUGCUGAAUAGUGGACAAAAAUUAAUAUCAUUUAUUAAAUACAUCUCUUAUCAAUACUCCCAUAAACUAUACACCGGAUACACCAAAAAGCUUGUUAUUUAUGAAUUUGCCUCUAUGUAUAAAAAUCUACAAUGAAUGAUCCACGUCUUACAAUGACACUUGACUAUAUAUUCAACAACAUUGUCACGCAGACUUGCAAGAAAAAAAAAAUAGCCAUGAAAAUAACGAAGAGAUUAGUGUCCCCUUUUAGUACCUCUUUUAGUUCUUUUUCUAAACAGCAUUAAAACCAACUCGCCAAAAUAAAAGGUCCAGUCCCAGGAACAGCUUAAGGAGGGUUAACAGCUUAACAUCGAACGACCGAAUCAAAGAUAAUGAACUAAUGUAGGCUACAAUUACUUUUCUUUUAACAAUUAAUAACUAAGUCAAACAAAAGGAACACAAAUAAAUUAAACAUAAAGAGUUAAGGAUAAAAUAGUUGCUAUGAUUAAAUACCCCUAGGCAUUUAUUGAUGCAUUUUAUGCGCAUAUUCUCAAUAGAUAACAUUCAACAUUUGUCUAAAAUAGUCUAAAAUAGUCCGUGUUGCUAUGUUAAUUAGACCUAUAUUUAAAGUUACUUUUCUUUAUAGACCUAAUCUAUUUACGCUUAGGU
Molecule: messenger RNA, 5235 nt
Organism: Biomphalaria glabrata
Lineage: Eukaryota; Metazoa; Mollusca; Gastropoda; Planorbidae
Exons: 1
Coding region: 165-1484 (439 amino acids)
Source: RefSeq, a predicted model, not a curated record